CAAUGGAUGACAGGUACCGGAAUCAAAUGAACCAAGGGUCGGACGACUACCGAUACCAAGGAACCAAUUACGAAGGCUACCCUCCCCAAGAUGGCUACUACCAUGGUGGGGAGGUUCCCGGCCAAGAAGAAGACGCUCAGAGCGAUGCCACGGAAGGCCACGACGAAGACGACGAGGUCUACGAGGGUGAGUACCAAGGCAUCCCUCACCCAGAUGAUGUCAAGGCCAAGCAGAAGAAGAAGGCCGCGGGGAUGGCCGACGAGUUCCGAGACCACGCCGACCUCGUGGCCGAGAGGAUGGAAGAUGAAGAACAGCUCGCUCACCAGUAUGAAACCAUCAUUGAAGAAUGCAGCCACGGACGCUUCCAGUGGAUGCUCUUCAUCGUCUGCUUGGCACUGAUGGCUGACGGGGUGGAGGUGUUUGUGGUUGGCUUCGUCCUGCCUAGCGCCGAGAAGGACAUGUGCUUGUCGUCCUCCAACAAGGGGAUGCUCGGCCUGAUUGUCUACUUGGGCAUGAUGCUGGGCGCUGUUUUGUGGGGUGGCCUGGCGGACAAACUGGGCCGGAAGCAGUGUCUCAUCCUUUCUCUCUCCAUCAACGCUGCCUUCGCGUUCCUCUCCUCCUUUGUCCAGGGAUAUGGAUUCUUCCUCUUCUGCCGCCUUAUCUCUGGUUUCGGAAUCGGGGGUACACUCCCUAUUGUGUUUGCCUAUUUUUCUGAAUUCUUGUCCCGUGAGAAGAGAGGGGAACACCUGAGCUGGCUUUGCAUGUUCUGGAUGAUCGGUGGGCUUUAUGCCUCUAUCAUGGCCUGGAGCAUCAUUCCACAUUACGGCUGGGGCUUCAGCAUGGGAACCAACUACCACUUCCACAGCUGGAGGGUCUUUGUGGUCGUCUGCUCCCUGCCUUGCAUUGCCUCCCUCGUGGCCCUGAAAUUCAUGCCCGAAAGUCCACGGUUUUUGCUGGAGAUAGGCAAGCAUGACGAAGCCUGGAUGAUUCUCAAGCAAGUCCACGACACCAACAUGAGGGCCAAAGGAGAGCCAGAGAGGGUGUUCACGGUAGCCAACAUAAAAACUCCCAAGCAGAUAGAUGAGUUUAUUGAAAUCCAGAGCUCAACCGGGACGUGGUACCAGCGGUCGUUGGUCAGAGCCACGACAACCUUCAAACAGGUUUUGGACAACAUCCUCUAUUGUUUGACAGCCCAGUAUCGAAUGAAUACUCUGUUUCUGGCCAUCGUGUGGUUUACCAUGGCUUUAAGUUAUUAUGGCCUUAUUGUCUGGUUCCCAGACAUGAUACGGUAUUACCAAGAAGAGGCGUAUAAAUCACGUGAGAAGAACUUCCUUCACGAGGAAGUGAAGCAUUUCACCUUCAACUUCACCCUGGAGAACCAGGUGCACAAGAACGGGACAUACUUCAAUGACAAGUUCAUGAAAAUGAAAUUCAAGGAUGUGACGUUUGAGGACUCCCUGUUUGAGGAAUGCUAUUUUGAAGACGUGACCUCCAGUGAGACCUUCUUCAAGGAGUGCACCUUCAUCUCCACCAUCUUUUAUAACACAGAUCUCUACGAGCAUAAAUUCAUCGACUGCAAAUUUGUCAACACCACCUUCCUGGACCAGAAGGAGGGCUGCCACCUGGACUUCGAGGAAGACAACGACUUCCUAAUUUACCUGGUCAGCUUCCUGGGCAGCCUCUCGGUGCUGCCGGGGAACAUCAUCUCGGCUCUGCUGAUGGACAAGAUAGGCAGGAUCAAGAUGAUUGGCGGUUCCAUGCUGAUCUCCGCAGUCUGCUGCUUCUUCCUGUUCUUUGGCAACAGCGAGUCAGCCAUGAUCGGCUGGCAGUGUCUUUUCUGCAGUACCAGCAUCGCUGCCUGGAACGCCUUGGACGUGAUCACCGUGGAGCUGUACCCCACGCAUAAACGAGCCACUGCCUUCGGCAUCCUGAACGGCCUGUGCAAAGUUGGAGCCAUCUUGGGGAACUCUAUCUUCGCCUCCUUUGUGGGCAUCACCAAAGUGGUCCCCAUCCUUCUGGCCUCCUCCGCUCUGGUUGCGGGAGGCCUCCUCGCCCUGCGGUUGCCGGAAACCCGCGACCAGGUCCUGAUGUGAGCAGCUUGAGGGGGAAACGACCACGAUGGCGGCAGAACAAAUGCCACGAGGAGAAAGUCAAAUAUUCCCCACCGAUCCGUCCAAUGCCGGCACCUCAGAUUUUCGGCAAUGGGGAGCAGAGGGAGCGGUAGCCCACUGUGAUAGCAUUACCCCUUUAGUUCUAGGACUGCUGAGCUAUGCUGACAGAGUCCCCCUCACUCAAAAACACACUCCCAAACACACCCGCCUGAGCUCAGCUCAUUUGCUUUGAAGCUACCCCUCGCAAGACAACAGAGCCCCAUCUUGGCUGCCAAACGCGUGCGAACAUCUAUGGCCCAAACUGAGAUCAUGCGACAUCGUGAUUCUGCAUGUCUGUGUAUUCGUGUACAUUUUAGAACAGCGAGGCUGGUCAGAUGGCCUCUUUACGGAGUUUGACUUGUCUUCGCGUUCCUGUCGCUUUCUGGGUAAUUAGCAAAAUGCUUGUUCCCUGCCAAUCAGGUGUGGAGAAAGUUUGCAAACCGCUUGUGUGUUUCAGGGGCAAAGCUACCCUUUUGAGUAACGAUCAAUCCCUGGCUAGACAUUUGCUGGUGGUUAGGGCUUCCAUUUUGAGAACUUGACUCUCCGCAUAGCCUGUUUUCCUCCUGAGGAAAGAAUAGUCUCUACCAUGGAUUGGACUUCUGCGUCUAAAAAAAGCACUCAAAAGAAGCUAUUUCCUUUCGGAAAAUCUUGGCCCUCGUUUGCUUUAUUUUUAAACCACUCCUUGGAAUUAACUUCCCAUGUCAUUUUCGUGCUCUCGUUUAUCAUUCAGAAUAGAAAUGUUCAGACCACUCAUGGUGACUGCAAAGGGAACAGCAUCAAAUCCGAGCGCAAACCAUCACACCUGACAGUAUUUCAAAUGCAUCGCUUUGGGACUUUUUCCAGCGGGAAGGGUUUUUUGUGUGUCUCGGUCAAACUCGUUUCAUUCGAUGGGUAUCAAAUGAUUUCAAAAACCAAAUAUGUACAUACUCUGCAUUGUAAAUAGGGGACGGGAAGUAGAAUUUGGGCUCAAGUGUAGAAUACGGUAACUGCAGGAAUUAAUUUACCAGCAUUAUAGCCAUACUAAUUAAUGAAAAUGUUUUUUGAGUUGCUGAUAGAUUUGGGUCUUCUCUGGUGCGCUACAAAGCACAGUUUGGGGAAGUGCCAUUUCAGUCGUCCUUUGGUCAGCUGACAAAGGUAAUUGUACAGUAUAAACUGAAGUCACUUCCUCACCAAGGGAAUGGAACGUUUCCUAUUCCGUAAAACCCAGGAACUCUCAAAGAUUGCCGGGGUCUCGGCGAGGCAGUUUAGACUCGCUUGCUCCUGAUAUAGUCCGUGCUUGGUUGUGUUUUUGGAAGGCGAUGACAGAACGAUCCGCUCCUUUUAUUAUGUGGGAGCACAGAGGACAUGAAAUGCCAAUGCUGUUGGAAGGUGUUCGAGAGUGCUCAGAUGCGCGUGGGUAACGCAAAAAAACAUUUGAACUCUUUGGCAUUGCAAUUUUGCCAGCGGGGCCACGCGAGUGUGUUGAAGAAGAAGAGAUCUGGAGGCAUUUCUGGAUGCUUUUAAGGAGGUCUGUUCCACCGGGGACACGAACGCAGUCCUUCGACUCCGGACGGAGAAGCGAUUCGAAGCCAGUUGGAGGAAAGUCGGCUGUGGAGGAUUUUCCUUCACUAAGAUGAUUUCAUUUUAAAAAACAAAACAGCAGGAAAACGAGCCAUCUGCAAGGAGCAGCCAUAUGAAAAAAAAAUCAUCUCUCGCGCUGUUAUGAGCCUUUUAGGCACACACCGCACUGGCUUGGUGGGAAAUCAUCUCGAGAUGAAUAUUCCGGGAACUGCAUGGACUGUAUUUUCUUCCCUCCGCUUGAUGGACUUCAGAACCUCAACUGCUUCCUUCCUCUCCUCUUUGAUGAUGUCAAAAAGCCAUAUUGCUUGUCUGCUCUUAGAAAAGCAGACAGCGCUGCUUCUACGGCCAGGCCCCAAAGUCUCCCGUUCCACGACGGCCCUUGACCUUUGUGUAUAAAUAGCAGCUGAUGUUCAUCUUCCCCACCACAGGCCUCCAUGGGUGCAGCAUAACCUGUACAGAACAAAUGUAUUCAAUAGCAUUUUCUCUUCAUCCCGAAUGUUUCGAUCAUUGGUGCCGGUCUGUUGCCAUGUCCCGCGAUCCCUUGUGCGACCCAACCCACUGCGUCUCUCCCCACUUUAAAAGUCAUGUCAUGCGAGGAACGUGCAAUAAACGUCAAUUGAUCGGA
Messenger RNA from Heteronotia binoei (common prickly gecko), 4335 nucleotides. RefSeq names its product synaptic vesicle glycoprotein 2B-like. NCBI's taxonomy places the organism in Eukaryota, Metazoa, Chordata, Lepidosauria, Squamata, Gekkonidae. The record is from RefSeq and is a predicted model, not a curated record. Gene Ontology annotation, molecular function: transmembrane transporter activity. Gene Ontology annotation, cellular component: membrane. Gene Ontology annotation, biological process: chemical synaptic transmission; transmembrane transport.